UGGUCAAAGGUCAUUGCUGCUCUCGUUAAUGAGCAUUUACUCUAUUAAAUACUAAUUUAGAUGAGCCAGGUCUGGUCGAGCGGUGAGGUGAGAAGCAGCACAGGCGUGAUUCUUUCCUGCUUUGGGUUUUUUAUAUGAAACCCACGCGAGACGCGAGAGAAAACGCGAGAGAAACGCGAAGAAAGUGUCUUGUGAGUGCUUUUGAGCUAACAAUGGAGCUUCGAUUUGACUUGGCCCCGCCUUUCGACCCUUCAAAGACAAUCUGUAAUUGUUGUUUAUUGUAUUGAAGCUUAUCUAUCCCUUCCUCAGAAGAAGAAGAAGAGAUAAGGAAGAAAAGGGCUUCUUCACCUUCUUUGUUGCAGUGACCACAGCAAGUUAGCGGCUGAUGAACUUGGGAAAACUUCCUCUUUCUGUCUUUUGAGUGUGUACCUUGCUGGCUUGGCCCACAUUAAUGUCAAUUCCGCAAGGAAACCCAACUCUUCGCUGUGAAAAAAGCUACCCUUCUGCCGCAUAUUCCGAUCUAUCUUCCGAGAAUAGGACUUAUCAGGAGUGUACUGGAGUUUGCUUUGCAGAAUAGGACUUGUCAGGAGUGUACUGGAGUUCCAGUAAUCCUUUAAGAUAAUCACUGGAAGUGGUAUCUUUACAGAUGGGGUUGAUAUAUGCUGUUCUUAUGUUGGCUUCUCUGCAUUCUUUUGUGGCCUCUGAUUAUCAAGGAGAUGCACUUUAUGCUUUGAGGACUUCACUGAAUGCUUCCCCUUCUCAGCUCAGUGACUGGAACCAAAAUCAAGUUAAUCCAUGCACUUGGUCCCAUGUUAUUUGUGACCCUAAUUAUAAUGUUGUUUCUGUAACAUUGUCAUCCAUGGGAUUUUCUGGAACCUUGUCUUUCAAGAUUGGAUUUUUGAAGAGUCUCACUACCCUUUCAUUGCAAGGUAAUGGCAUAACUGGUGGGAUUCCAGAGGAAUUUGGGAAUUUGACUAGUUUGACAAGCUUGGAUUUGGAAAAUAACCAUUUGACUGGACAAAUUCCGUCCACCCUUGGCAAUCUUAAAAGGCUUCAGUUCUUGAUUUUGAGCCAAAACAAUCUCAAUGGAAGUAUCCCGGAAUCAGUUGCUGGUCUUCUUCCAAAACUGGUCAGCCUUCAGCUGGAUUCCAACGAUCUCAGUGGGCAGGUCCCUGUCCAAUUGUUUCAAGUUCAAACAUACAAUUUUACAGGAAACCACCUGAAUUGUGGUGUAAAUUUCUCCCAUCCUUGUCAAUCUAACAGUGCUAAUACAGAUGUAUCCCAGAAAUCGAAGCUUGGAAUUACUUUUGGAAUUAUUGGAGCCGUGGUAGGUCUCCUUCUUCUUGGUGGCUUGCUGUUUCUUGUGUGGAAGAGUAGGCAAAAGGGCUACAGACGCGAGGUCUUUGUUGAUGUUUCAGGUGAAGAUGACCGAAGAAUUGCAUUUGGUCAACUGAAAAGGUUUGCAUGGAGAGAACUUCAACUGGCUACAGACAAUUUCAGCGAGAAAAAUGUUCUCGGGCAAGGAGGCUUUGGAAAAGUAUAUAAAGGAGUGCUUGCCGAUAAUACAAAGAUUGCUGUGAAACGGCUGACUGAUUAUGAAAGUCCGGGGGGAGAGGCAGCUUUUCUACGUGAAGUUGAGAUGAUAAGUGUUGCUGUUCAUAGGAAUCUUUUAAGGCUUAUUGGGUUCUGUACAACACCAUCAGAGCGGCUUUUAGUUUAUCCAUUUAUGCAGAACCUAAGUGUUGCCUAUCGUUUACGAGAGCUUAAGCCUGGGGAGCUGGUGUUGGAUUGGCCCACCAGAAAGAGAGUGGCUUUAGGCACAGGUCGUGGGUUAGAGUACCUCCAUGAACACUGCAAUCCCAAGAUUAUUCAUCGUGAUGUCAAAGCUGCUAAUGUAUUGCUAGAUGAAGAUUUUGAAGCCGUUGUUGGUGACUUUGGCCUGGCGAAGUUGGUGGAUGUAAGAAAGACUAAUGUGACAACUCAAGUUCGUGGGACCAUGGGCCACAUAGCACCUGAAUAUUUGUCUACUGGAAAGUCAUCUGAGAGGACUGAUGUUUUUGGUUACGGGAUUAUGCUUCUAGAACUUGUAACAGGACAGCGUGCAAUUGACUUUUCACGAUUAGAAGAAGAAGAUGAUGUCUUAUUGCUUGACCAUGUUAAGAAGCUGGAACGGGAGAAACGACUUGAUGCUAUAGUAGAUUGCAACCUAAGAAGGAACUAUGAUAACCAAGAGGUAGAGAUGAUGAUUCAAGUUGCCUUGCUUUGUACUCAAGCGUCACCUGAGGACCGUCCAACAAUGUCAGAGGUAGUAAGGAUGCUGGAAGGGGAAGGUUUAGCUGAGAGGUGGGAAGAAUGGCAGCAAGUUGAGGUUAAUCGUAGACAAGAGUAUGAUAGGUUACAGAGGAGAUUUGACUGGGGAGAAGAGUCGAUAUAUAACCAGGAUGCCAUUGAAUUAUCUGGUGGAAGAUGAAAAAAAUCUGAUUCCCCCUCUCCUUACCCCCUUCCCUCCUUUCCUUGUUAAAAUUUUUGAUAUAUUUUUAUGAUUCAUCCAGAGGUUGAAUGUAAAGCUUUGUGAUUUGUCCUAGUGGAUUUGUUUCUCAGCAAAAGCUACAUAUCGUUGGAUGCUAUGUUCCUUGAAUUGAGUUUUGCCGCUUUUUCCUCCUCUGGGGAGAAUCUUUAUGCAUGGACUUAUAUAUUAA
Molecule: messenger RNA, 2699 nt
Organism: Macadamia integrifolia
Lineage: Eukaryota; Viridiplantae; Streptophyta; Magnoliopsida; Proteales; Proteaceae
Product: probable LRR receptor-like serine/threonine-protein kinase At5g10290
Exons: 12
Coding region: 647-2470 (607 amino acids)
Biological process (GO): protein phosphorylation
Molecular function (GO): protein binding; protein kinase activity; ATP binding
Source: RefSeq, a predicted model, not a curated record